Messenger RNA from Trematosphaeria pertusa, 309 nucleotides. RefSeq lists its product as uncharacterized. Lineage: Eukaryota; Fungi; Ascomycota; Dothideomycetes; Pleosporales; Trematosphaeriaceae. The record is from RefSeq and is a predicted model, not a curated record. The transcript is spliced from 2 exons. The annotation marks the transcript as partial.
AUGGACACUGGCGCCUACUUGCGAAGGCAAGGCUGGAAAGGUUCGGGCCAUUCACUCGACGGCCAAGGCCGCGGGAUCAAGAAACCUCUCCUCAUCGCGCACAAGCAAGACCAGCUAGGGCUCGGGAAGAAGAAAGCUGCACACAGCGUUGACGAUCAAUGGUGGAUGCGAGCUUUUGAUGAGAGCCUGAAAAACAUUGGAACUGGUCAAGAAAGCACACUCAGUCAAGUCCGCAGCAAAGGCAUCAACCGAGGCGGUCUCUACGGCUUUUUCGUGAAAGGAGAAGGUCUGACUGGGACCAUAUCCAGC